Molecule: messenger RNA, 906 nt
Organism: Spea bombifrons (plains spadefoot toad)
Lineage: Eukaryota; Metazoa; Chordata; Amphibia; Anura; Pelobatidae
Gene: TATDN3
Product: TatD DNase domain containing 3
Exons: 10
Coding region: 72-893 (273 amino acids)
Molecular function (GO): hydrolase activity, acting on ester bonds
Source: RefSeq, a predicted model, not a curated record
UGGGGUUCUGCGUGUGUUCAGUCAUUAGUGAUCCCCCUGAGGAAGUCUACCUGAAACAAGAAGGGUUCCGCAUGGAGAGCUCUAGAGGUCUGGUGGACUGUCACUGUCACCUGUCUGCCACCGACUUCAACCAUGACAUUGACAACGUUUUAGAAGAAGCAAAGGCGGCUGGUGUUUUAGCCCUUGUCGCAGUUUCUGAGAAUUCUGCAGAAUUUGAAAAAGUGAUACAGCUUUCGAAGAGGCAUUCCGGGCUGGUUUUUCCAUGUUUAGGAGUCCAUCCGGUCCAGGGGGAUGAGACAGGACAGCAGCGCAGUGCAACACUUAAGGACAUCGAAGAGGCCCUGCCGCUGAUUGAGCUGCAUAAGGAUGAGCUGGUGGCCAUUGGCGAGGUUGGGCUGGAUUUUACCCCACGGAUCGCAAGCACGGAUGAUCAGAAAGAAGAGCAGCGGCAGGUGUUCAUCAGACAGAUCGAACUUGCAAAGCGGCUCAGUCUGCCCCUGAAUGUUCAUUCACGUUCAGCUGGAAGACCCGCUAUUAAUAUAUUAAAAGAGCAAGGCGCUGAGAAGGUGUUGCUGCAUGCAUUUGAUGGGAAACCUUCGGUAGCCAUGGAUGGUGUUAAAGCUGGAUAUUUCUUCUCCAUCCCUCCCUCCAUCAUUAGAAGUGAACAGAAGCAGAAACUGGUGAAACAGCUGCCUCUGGAGAACAUGUGUUUAGAGACAGACUCCCCAGCCCUGGGACCUGAAAAGCAGGUCAGAAACGUACCUAAAAACAUCAUGGUAUCUGCAGAGUACAUAGCCAAAGUGAAGGGAAUUUCAGUGGAAGAGGUCAUUGAGGUCACCACAAAGAAUGCCAUGAAAUUGUUCCCUAAGCUUCUUCAAGCUCUCCCCAAAUAAAGGACUUUUUUUU